AUGUUGAAAAUGACGCUUCUACGAAUAUUCUUAUCGCAGUGCCCUCUAUUUCAAUCCCAAGGAUUUAAAAACCGUCCACUGCGCGUCGUUGUCUCGAUUGUCCUCACCACCUACGCCUUGCUUUUGGGUCUAUAUGUGCUGUCCCAGUCAACGCAGCACAGUGCAAAGUCAACCUCCUACUCCUUAUCUUCUGCUAAGAGAGGCAGAGAGGCAGUCUGCGCAAGCGACUGGUACGCUUCUAUUUGGGCCAAGAUUGGCGUUAGUUACCGCCUUCAACUGAAAGUACCAGUGGAUCCAACCGUCGCAAAAACCCACUUUGACCGUGUUUCCAGCAGCAUAGUGGUGAAAUACGACAGUUGUCCAUGCCUGCUCUCCUUCGAGGAUAUGGCUGAGAUCGAGGAUCGAUUCUGGCGUCUGCGUGUGGGCAAACAAGUUUACCGGCUGUAUCCACAGAGCCUAAACAUGUCAGAUGUCGUUAUCAGAGUGAAGUGCAGUGCCGGAGGUAGGUUCCCAUGA
This is a messenger RNA of Dibothriocephalus latus, 516 nucleotides long. The record is from the annotation of a GenBank genome assembly. Lineage: Eukaryota; Metazoa; Platyhelminthes; Cestoda; Diphyllobothriidea; Diphyllobothriidae.